Messenger RNA from Tauraco erythrolophus (red-crested turaco), 441 nucleotides. NCBI's taxonomy places the organism in Eukaryota, Metazoa, Chordata, Aves, Musophagiformes, Musophagidae. The record is from RefSeq and is a predicted model, not a curated record.
GUGAAGACAAUGGACAAGGGAGAGGAAAACGCUGCCAGUAAGGAAAAAGCUCACGUUCUCAUGGAAAAUGGGAGAAGUGAUACAGAGGAAUAUCUUCCAGAGCUGGAGAGAAAAGAGAAAGAAACCGAAGAUGUCAUCAAAAAUAUCCAGUGGACCACAGGCAACAACUUCACAGUGGAGAGAGGAUGGCAGCAGAUUGAAGAAUACAUUUCUGAAGAAGAACUGAAGUACAGCAAGAGGUACCAUUACAGGGUUUGCUGGAGCGUCCCAACACGCAGAAAACCCAUCCCACGAGCAACAGCAAGUGUUUACUUUGUUAUCGAGAUCUCCAAAAUCAAACCUGCUACCUUGCCCGUGGAGGUAUUCUUCACUCUGGAGUCCAGCAGGCUGAUUCACAGGGAUUCCUUGCAGAUGGUGAACAAAUCAUCCAAGAAAACCUGA